Messenger RNA from Microthlaspi erraticum, 798 nucleotides. The record is from the annotation of a GenBank genome assembly. NCBI's taxonomy places the organism in Eukaryota, Viridiplantae, Streptophyta, Magnoliopsida, Brassicales, Brassicaceae.
AUGACGUUGAAACUUCAUGGCAACAUUCUUGUGGAUGUUCCUCCAACUGUUUGUCUCCCUUCCUUGAAGACCUUGCAACUUCGAUAUGUGACUUAUUUGAAUGAAGAUUCUCUUCGACUGCUUCUAUCGCAUUGCCUUGUUCUGGAAGAUCUGCUUAUUGCACGACGUGAUAAGCAUGACAAUUUGAGAGCGGUAGUUGUUAACUUCCCGUCUUUGCAGAGGUUAUCCUUGCAGAUUGUUAGCGUAUGUUCUUCUGAUGAUGGCUAUGUGAUAGUGACCCCUUGUUUGAGGUAUUUCAAAAUUGUGGACCACAGAGAUUUCCACUCCUAUUUGAUGGAGCCUAUGCCAAAGCUGGAAGAGGCAGAUAUUCAUGUUUUGGGUAAUAUCGGGAGUAUUCUUGAAUCGAUCACAUCCGUCAGACGUCUUUCAUUGGGAUGCAAUGGUCCAAAAGAGUUUGUGCAUCGUGCUGGUAUUGUCUUCAACCAGCUUGAACAUUUGAAUCUAUCUAUAUACACACAUAAUUGGUCGGAUUUCCUUGUUUGGAUGCUCGGACAUUCUCCUAAACUUCGAGCCCUCAAUCUAUCUGUUGGUAGGUUUCCACAGUUUGCUGUGUAUCAACCGGUGAAGUGGAGCUCUGUUCCUGAAUGUUUGUUGAGGAGUCUCGAAACUUUUGAGUUUAAAGAUUACACGGGAACACAAGAACAGAGAGAUUUCUUGAGUUUCUUCUUCAAACACGCUUCUUGCUUGAGGUCUGCAUCAAUCAUUCGUCAUGUUCCUGAUUUGUCGCAUUCUUUCUGA